This is a messenger RNA of Coprinopsis cinerea okayama7#130, 2184 nucleotides long. RefSeq lists its product as hypothetical. Lineage: Eukaryota; Fungi; Basidiomycota; Agaricomycetes; Agaricales; Psathyrellaceae. The transcript has 4 exons. The record is from RefSeq and is a predicted model, not a curated record. The coding region runs from base 1 to 2184 and encodes 727 amino acids.
AUGGGGAAGGGCAACUGGGUAGCAGACUUGCGAGCUGUGAUUUCGGAGCUGCCCUACUCGACGUCAUUUCCGGACGCCCAGUCGGUGCGGGAUGAGCAGAUAUGGUUGGAUCUGACAAAGGACAUCCGGACAGGGGCUGACAAAUGGCUACACACGCUCCUCGAGGACAACGAACUGCUAUACCUGCUACACGGGAGGAAGGAGCGAGUGGGAUCGGGUGAAGUUAGAGUGGUGCGACGGUCUUUGCGGGGGUACCUCAGAAUCGGGAAUCGAGACCACCGUGUGGCGCUCACCAAACUACUGGUCGCAAACCACACCCUUCGCUCGGUAACUGGUCGGUGGGCAGGCAUACCACUAAACGAGCGGUGGUGCCGAAUGUGUGGACAGGCGGAAGAGACACCCGAACACGUCCUAUUGGAAUGUCGUGGGGUCGCUGAGGUGAUCACCCAGAGACAGAGGGUGCGACAGCUGCUAAUGAACGUCUUGAAGCCAGACGAUAUGGAACGCAUCCGAAGCGUGGGGAGCAGGGGCACCGACCAACUGCGCAUUCUCAUCAGCAUCGACAAGGCCAGCGUGAUAGUGGCACCCUUUGCGUACAAGGUCAUGAAGACGGUUCGACAGUCGCCCUUUGUCCCGACAACUUACUGGGCUGAUGAGAGUUCUGGGAGUUCCUCUCUAUUAGUCAGCCUGGGGGUUACGGUGCCCACGAGGCUGCUGGACCUUGGAAACACACACACACACAACCACAGCAUCAGGCCAAUCUGGCGCAACGUCCUGUGGGAUAUCGUUGCCUUGCUUGAUUCGCUCGGAGUCGAAUGGAGUACGGUCGAUCCUCUAGCCUAUGCGAAUGCAGGCGAGGCGACUUUGAUAUGCGACUUCAUUAUUACCAUUGGCGUAAAACCACACUCCCUCUCCCAUCGAGCAGCUGAGGCUGCUGCCAAUGCCGUCGCCAACAUCCUCCAGGCUGCCGGAUUCCCUCAGAUUGAAGUCGCCUUCAUCGAGUCUACCUACCGCCUCCAGGCGAAUCUCAUGGGCUUCAAGGCGUUAAGAUGGGAACCCAUUCAGGGCCUCCGCAAGCCCUUCACUCCCACUCUUGGCCUUUCGAUCUCACCCCACAAGUCACCUCACUGCGAGGGCACAGGGGGCCUCUUCUUCCGCCUCAACACAGACAAGUCUGACAACCGCGUCGUCCUGUUGACAUGCGCCCAUGUUGCUCGCCCUGACGUGCUCCGCCUGAACCGCCAGUAUACACGCCAAAACGAGAGCCAGCCGCGCGAGGACAUCAUUCUCCUUGGAGACAAAUCCUUCACUUCCGCCACAGAGGACAUCGUCAAGUUCGAAAUAAAUCAUAUGAAGGCUAUUUCCAGCUGGGAGAGGUCGCUCAGCAAGGUCCCGCCGCAGGAGGAGGGCGAGCCUGAUGAAGUCAGCUCGACUCGACAGUACUGGACUCACCGGAUUGCCGACACGAAGAAAAUGAUCGCAGCGGCAAAGGACAUCCACUCCUACGCUACCAAGAAUCUCGCCCCGGCCGCCUCCCGCAUUCUUGGAUCCGUCCUGCAUUGUUCUGAGAUUGAGGUUGACGCUGAUGGUUUCCGGUGCGACUGGGCUUUCAUCGAGGUGGAUGGCCAUAGGCUAGAGUCGGAGGACUUCCAGCGCAAUAAGCUCUUUGUCGGCGGAAACAAGACUUCUGUUGAUUGGGAGAACUUUAUGUUCCCUCAGCAUCACGACCGCCGUGACUUCCAGGUACCUCAGGAUUCGCUCCUUCAGCUCGGAGGCUAUGUCUCCGAGGCCGAGUUCCAGAACCCCCAGAACUACGACGUACAUGACAUGCAGGCGCUUCUGGCGGUCAAGAACGGUUUUACCACCGGCACCACAUUCGGACGCGUCAACGGGCUCGAAUCAGUUACACGAUGCUAUCCCGAAGUCGGGGGCGUUGCUCAGACCGCCCUAGAGUUCGUUGUCUGUGGUUAUGACACCAAGACGGCCAAGAACGACAGGUUCUCCGACGGCGGUGACUCUGGCUCCAUCGUGGCGGGCAGGGACGGACGUAUAAUCGGUCAAGUGACGGGUGGUGCAGGUCUUACCGACGGGACGGAUAAAACCUAUAUUACGCCUUAUUUUGCCCUCAAGAAUGCCAUCGAGAGGAAGUACCCCAGCGCCUACCCCCUCCCCGCUGCCAUCUGA